AUGGCGGCGGCGGCGGCGAAACUAUUGACGUUAGCUUGGCCGUGCAUACGAAAUGAGAGCAGCAGUAGGUCUGAUUUGUCGGCUAGACCUCACUAUCCUUCGAUGCCCAAAUACCCAAAAGGGGUUUCCAAGGAGAAGAUUGAAGGGUCUGAAUCCAAAGCUCUGUUUUCUGUCAUUGGAAUGACUUGUUCUGCUUGUGCUGGUUCCGUUGAGAAGGCGAUCAAGCGACUCCCCGGUAUUCGAGAAGCUGUUGUUGAUGUUUUGAACAAUAGGGUUCAAGUCAUCUUCUACCCCUCUUUUGUUAAUGAGGAAAAAAUCUGUGAAACCAUCAUUGAGGAUGUUGGUUUUGAGGCUGCAUUAAUUGAAGACGAAAGCAGUGAAGGAAGCAAUCAAGUAGUCCGGGUACACAUAAAGGGAAUGACUUGCACUACAUGUGCAAAUUCCAUCGAAGUUAGUCUCCAUGGAGUUCAAGGUAUUAAGAAGGCUCAAGUUGCAUUAGCUACCGAAGAAGCAGAAAUCCAUUAUGAUCCGAAGCUGGUCAGUUACAAUGAGGUACUUAAAGCUGUAGAAGAUAGCGGCUUUGAAGCUGUACUUAUCAGCACAGGGGAAGAUAGAAGCAAGGUGCAACUAAAGGUUGAUGGUUUAAGCUCUGAGGAUUCGUGGGAAAUAAUUGAAAGCUCGCUUAGGGAACUUCCAGGUGUCCAAGCUAUGGACAUUGAUCCAACUCUCCAGAAAAUCUCUCUGUUCUAUAAGCCAGAUAUGACAGGACCUAGAAAUUUUAUUGAAGUGAUUGAGUCAACUGGAUUAGGGGGUUUCAAGGCUAUGAUAUUUCCUGAAGAACGAGGAAGAGAUUCUCAUAGAAAGGGAGAAAUCAAGCAGUAUUAUCGAUCGUUCCUAUGGAGUCUUAUCUUUACAACACCAGUAUUUCUAACCUCAAUGGUCUUCAUGUAUAUACCAGGUAUUAAACAUGUAUUUGACACUAAAAUAGUGAAGAUGCUAACUGUUGGAGAAAUACUGAGGUGGAUAUUAGCAACUCCUGUUCAAUUCAUCAUUGGUUGGAGAUUUUACUAUGGGUCAUACAAAGCUUUAAGACAUUGUUCUGCUAAUAUGGAUGUUCUGAUUGCCUUGGGAACAAAUGCAGCAUACUUCUAUUCAGUCUAUAUCGUUCUUCGAGCUGCUACAUCUACACAGUUCAAGGGAACAGAUUUCUUUGAGACAAGCUCUAUGCUCAUUUCCUUUGUUCUUUUAGGGAAGUAUCUAGAGGUUUUGGCCAAAGGGAAGACAUCUGCAGCCAUCGCCAAGCUCAUGGACUUGGCCCCUGAGACAGCAAUAUUAUUGACCCUUGAUACAGAUGGAAAUGUCAUAAACGAAAGAGAAAUAGAUAGCAGAUUGAUACAAAAGAAUGAUGUACUCAAAGUUAUUCCUGGGGCGAAAGUAGCAUGUGAUGGUUUCGUAAUUUGGGGACAAAGUUAUGUGAAUGAAAGCAUGAUCACAGGAGAAUCUCGGCCAGUACCCAAAAGGAAGGGGGAUAUGGUGAUUGGAGGAACAAUGAAUCAGAAUGGGGUAUUACAUAUCAAGGCAACAAGAGUUGGGUCAGAAAGUGCACUAUCUCAAAUUGUCCGUCUUGUUGAAUCAGCACAGAUGGCCAAAGCACCUGUGCAGAAGCUUGCUGACCGUAUCUCCAAAUAUUUUGUACCUUUGGUCAUUGUUCUCUCAUUUUCUACUUGGCUUAUAUGGUUCUUAGCUGGAAAAUUCAACAGCUACCCAAACUCAUGGAUACCGUCAUCUAUGGAUAGCUUUGAGCUUGCAUUGCAAUUUGGCAUUUCUGUCAUGGUUAUAGCCUGCCCUUGUGCUUUGGGUUUGGCAACACCUACUGCAGUUAUGGUUGGUACUGGAAUUGGUGCUUCUCAAGGUGUUCUUAUCAAAGGUGGCCAAGCUCUAGAAACUGCUCACAAGGUAAACUGCAUUGUGUUCGAUAAGACUGGGACUCUCACAGAAGGCAAGCCAGUAGUUGUGAGCACCCGGCUCUUGAGACAAAUGGUGCUUCAAGAUUUCUAUGAACUGGUGGCUGCUGCUGAGAUCAAUAGCGAGCACCCAUUAGCAAAGGCAGUAGUUGAGUAUGCCAAUAAGUUUGGAGGAGACGAGGAAAAUCAAACCUGGCCAGAAGCAAGGGAUUUUGUUGCAAUCACGGGUCAUGGUGUCAAGGCCAUAAUCCGAGACCAAGAGAUUCUUGUGGGUAACAAGAGCUUGAUGUUGGACCAAAAAAUUUCAAUCCCUGCUGAAGCAGAGGAAUUACUUGCUGAAGCAGAAGAUUUGGCUCAAACUGGUAUCCUGGUAUCUAUUGAUGGCACUCUGGCAGGGGUUAUAGCAGUAUCUGAUCCUUUGAAGCCUAGUGCGCGAGAUGUCAUAUCUAUUCUUAAGUCGAUGAAUGUUAAGAGCAUCGUCGUGACUGGUGACAAUAAGGGGACUGCAAACUCAAUUGCCAAACAAGUCGGAAUAGAGACUGUCAUUGCUGAAGCCAAGCCUGAGCAGAAAGCUGAGAAAGUUAAGGAAUUACAGGCUGAAGGUUACAUAGUGGCAAUGGUUGGGGAUGGUAUAAAUGAUUCGCCUGCAUUAGUGGCUGCUGAUGUUGGAAUGGCAAUCGGUGCAGGGACAGACAUAGCUAUAGAAGCAGCAGAUAUUGUUCUGAUGAAGAACAAUUUAGAGGACGUCAUAACUGCUAUAGACCUCUCUAGGAAAACUUUCUCCAGGAUACGUUGGAACUAUAUUUGGGCUCUGGGUUACAAUGUGCUUGGGAUACCAAUAGCUGCUGGGAUACUCUUCCCUUCAUUCAGGUUUCGCUUACCACCAUGGAUUGCAGGAGCUGCUAUGGCCGCGUCAUCAGUUAGUGUUGUUUGCUGGUCUCUCUUAUUGAAGAAUUACAAAAGACCAAAGAAGUUGGACUCUGUUGAUGUCCAUGAAAUAAGAGUUGACAGACAAUAUCUUGAUUCUACUAUGUAAAUAGCCAGAUAGGAUGGCUGAGUUUGCUGUUAAUUUGUAGAUAUUACAUCAUGAUUUUGAUUCAGAUAAACUUGUAGUUGUGAAUAUUUUUUUUCCAAGAGGAAAUUUGUAGUUGUGAUUGAAUAAGAGUGGGCUAGUUUUUUAUGUAACAGACCAGUUCAAACAAGAAUGUGAAUAAGUUUGGGAUGAGGUUUUUGAUUAGCUUUUUUUGGUUAUUCUUGAGCAGAUGUUUAAACAAUAUACAUAUUGACUUCUUUAUCUAUUUUGCGAAAUAUUUUUUUGAUUCUCGUGUAAUAAUAUGAAUACUUAGAAAA
This is a messenger RNA of Beta vulgaris subsp. vulgaris (sugar beet), 3314 nucleotides long. RefSeq names its product probable copper-transporting ATPase HMA5. Gene Ontology annotation, cellular component: membrane. The transcript has 6 exons. The record is from RefSeq and is a predicted model, not a curated record. Gene Ontology annotation, molecular function: copper ion binding; ATPase-coupled monoatomic cation transmembrane transporter activity; ATP hydrolysis activity. The coding region runs from base 1 to 3000 and encodes 999 amino acids. Lineage: Eukaryota; Viridiplantae; Streptophyta; Magnoliopsida; Caryophyllales; Amaranthaceae. Gene Ontology annotation, biological process: monoatomic cation transport.